Molecule: messenger RNA, 2820 nt
Organism: Entamoeba dispar SAW760
Lineage: Eukaryota; Evosea; Mastigamoebida; Endamoebidae
Exons: 2
Coding region: 1-2820 (939 amino acids)
Source: RefSeq, a predicted model, not a curated record
AUGCAAAAUAACAAGUGGGAUAUUAUUUACUCAUCAUUAAGUAGAUUGAAAGGAAAUGAAAGGGAAAUUCCCUUUUCAUUAAAUAUUUUCAAUUCGAGAGAAGACAUUGUCAUGAUGUUAUUGUUCAUUGAGAAAAAUGGAUCAACUAUUGGAUGUAUUGUAUUAAUUAAUAAAUUAAUAAAAGAGUUAAUAGAACAUAAAGAGGUUGUUGAACUUUUUGACAACCAAUUAUUUUUCCAUAUACUUCAACUGAGAAAGAGUUGUAAUAAUAAAAUUGUUUGCUCUUUAUUAAAUAAAUUAGAGAGUGUUAUCAUUAUUAUACAAUUUGUUAGAUAUCACAUGAGUAUAGAAGUAUGGAUGAAUUCAUUAGGACAUUAUUUUGGAAAUGAAAUAGACUUAGAAGUAUGGAAAUGUUUGAAUGAGAUUCAAAAUAUUUUUCUUAAGAAAACACUUCCUUUUCAAAGUGUUUAUCAAAUUAAAACUGAAUUACUCUUUCCGAUGACGUCAUAUUAUUCCACUCUUUUGAGUCAAGGAAGGAAUGGUAUUAUUAGAUUUAAUAUACUUUCGUUAUUGAUUGAAAUAAACAAAGAGGCAGAGAGUGAUGACAAAUAUUGGGAUCUUAUAAAUGAAGAAAUAAUUCUCAAUGCAUUUGAAUAUUAUUACGAAAGUGAAGAUAUUUCAAUCUUUGAUUUUAUCUCAAACUUUUGCGAAGUCAAGAGGAUGACUAUUUCAAAAAGAAAAGUUUUUGUUAAGAAUUUUAUUAAAGCAAGUUCUCGACUAUUAAACAAUUAUUGUUUUAAAGACAUACAACACAUUAAAUAUAUUGUCAGAACAUUGUAUAAAUUCUUAACAUGUUUUACCUUAUUAGAUAAUCAAAUAGAUUAUCUAAAAUCGUUAUAUAUAUUUACUAUUCAAUAUGUUCAAUUAAAUAACUUUGAUAUUAUUUAUUAUUUACUUCUUACUUGGAAAAGAUUAAUUGAAAUAACAUCAAUACGUUCCUAUCCUUUAGACCAUUCAUUUAAACAACCAUUAUGUGAUGUUAUAAUAAAAGUAUUUCCUCAUAUACAAUCUCUACUUAAUGGUUUAAUAACAUUAGAUUUAAAUAAAGAUAAUGUUGAAACUGAUGAUACAACAACAAUUAAUGACUUUUAUGAUUCAAUUGGUGUCAUUUGUAAAUUUUGUUUAAAUAAUAUUCAACCACAUUUACUAAUACAGCUCCAUCAUUGCAUUAAAUCAAAUGAUAUCUCAUCUUUUCUUAUUUUACUUCAAAUAAUAAAUAAAAUUAUUGCAAAUUCUGGUAUAAGUAAUAAAGAAGAGGAAAUUACUGAUAUAAAAGAAUCUGAACUUAUUCAAUCAAUUCUUUCUAUAUUAAACCUUACAAAUAUAACAAAUUUUGGUGAUAAUGGAUCUAUUUGUAUUAUUGAAUUUUUAAAAGAGUUAAGGGGAAUUGCGUUAAACAGAAGUAAUGAGAAAGGAUUACAUCUUAUUGAUUUUGGAAUAAACUCAUUGACAGAUUUUUGUUCUCAGUCAUUACAAAUAACUGAAUUAAUCACUAGAAAAUGGAGUGGAAAUAAACAAGUUUUAAUUAAAGUAUUUGAGUGGUAUGAAAUAUUAUUAAAAACAACGGGAACAUUUGAAGAAAUAAGAAAAUAUUUUUAUCAACAAAAAAUUCUUGAAAAGUACAUGACUAUUACUUGUAAAUGCAAAGGAAGUUUAGAAGAAAAGAAAGAAUUAAUUACAUUAAUAUUUAAAGUAGUUUCUAAAGUAUUGAUUACAUAUAAAAAUGAUAUGUCUUCUUCUUUAGAAUUUAUUGAAUCAAAACAAUUAUUUGAAUUUCUUCAUUUAAUGAUUUGUAAUAAUUUAACAGAACAAGAGUUAUUUAUUAAUUGUAUUGGUUGGAAAUUAUUAUUAAAAGAUUGUAAAACCUCUUCUCAACAAAAUAUGAUGACAAUUCAAUCAUUUAUCAUUGCAAAUAUUAUUCCAUUAUUGUUUAAAUGGUAUUCAUCUUCAAACAAUCUUAUUAAAAAAGAAAUCUUUCAUUUUGUAAAACAGUUAGUUCAAUUAACUCAAAUCCCAUCUGAAUGUGAAUACCAAAUUCAAAUAUCACAAAAAGUAAUCAACAAUUUUAUAUAUCCAUUACUUUCAGACCAAAAUAAAUCUAUGGAUGAAGUUAAAUCAAUAAUAAAAAUAUAUGACACAUUAUUAUCGUCUCAUUAUUAUGAUAUUUCUUAUUCAUUAUUCUACCAUGAUACAAUAAUUAUUCAAUGUUUUAAAAUUAUUCAUUAUUAUCUCCCUAAAAUUAUUAGUGAUUCAAUGAAAAUGAAUAACACUCUCAAUAGAUUUAUUAAUUUAACAACACAAUUCAUCUCUAAAAAAAUUAUUCAAUUUGAUACUCUAUUUAUAUUUUCUCUCUUUGAGUUAAUUACACUAACAUAUAACAAACAUUUUGUUCAGACAUAUUCUUUAAAUAAAUUAUUAAAGGUACUAUUCAUUUUCAUUCGAUUUAAUGACUCUUCCUUAUUUAAUACUUCUCAAUGUAUAACAUUUUCAGAAAAUAUUAUAAUUCAGUCAAUCUCUAACGCAGCAGAACAUUAUGAUAGUUUAUAUUCAGAACUUAUUCAAACAAUAAUAACUUAUUACCCUUCUUUAUUAUCACAGUCAAUCUCUAUUCAAUCUUCAAUCCCAUCUGAUAAAAGUUCUAUAUAUAGAAGAAUGGUUACUGAAUUAGAACAAAGACUGUUAAAUAACAAUAAAACCUUUUCAUACUCAAGUUGGCUUUACUCAUUUAUAAAUGCCAUCUACCCACCAUCUAAUGAAUAA